Messenger RNA from Vespa mandarinia (Asian giant hornet), 4105 nucleotides. RefSeq names its product KCNQ potassium channel (gene KCNQ). Gene Ontology annotation, molecular function: voltage-gated potassium channel activity. The record is from RefSeq and is a predicted model, not a curated record. NCBI's taxonomy places the organism in Eukaryota, Metazoa, Arthropoda, Insecta, Hymenoptera, Vespidae. Gene Ontology annotation, cellular component: voltage-gated potassium channel complex; membrane. Gene Ontology annotation, biological process: potassium ion transmembrane transport.
AGUCGUUCCAUCCUUGUUGUCGUUGUCGUCGUCGUUAUUUUUUUUUUAGCGCUCGAAGGGGUUCACGUGAUUUGUCGAGAGUAAGAAGACGACAACUCACCGAGAAUGCGAACGUGGUGGUUGUCCAGGCGAACACGAAGAAUCGAAAGCCAUAAUCUGUUGAAGAGAGUUUUUAGGUGAGAAAAAUGUACGAAUUAAGAGAGACUCUCGUCUAGAGGAGAACGGAUAAAGUGGAGAAAAGUGUCGAAAGGAACGAAGAAAAAGAAAUAGAGAGAAAUGACAAUGAACGGAGGAAUACUUUUUGCAACCUUCGAGAGAAAUUGUAAAAGAGCAAUCUGAAAGUGAAGAAAGAUUAAAUUCUGUGAAAAUAAAGAAUUGCUUGCAACUUUCUCUCUUCAGACGAGAAAGAAAGAGAGAGAGAGAGAGAGAGAGAGAGAGAGAGAGAGAGAGAAAGAGAGAGAAAGAAAGAGGGAGAGAGAUAGGAAAUUUUUCGAAAGAUGAGAAGAAUAAGUUAUUGUGAAUAUUAUACACGAUGAACCGGUUUAUUGAUAUCUCGAAGACUCAAAGUUCGUUUCAUCGUUGGUUUGGGGUGAAGCGUCUUUAUCGAUAGGAAGGGUGGUGGUUAGAGCUCGUGGGAUGAUCGCAAGAGACCGUCGUGGCAAGUGACGAAACGAGUGAAAAGUUCGUUCGAGUGUAAUUCCUUCGAUUAUUGAAACUUUUUCUUCGAUCACGUAGUCUCACGUAGUUGAAAAUAUAUUAAAAGAGAAAUAUAGAUAGAUAAAUCGAGAGAGUGUGAGAAAGAGAGUGAGAGAGAGAGAGAGAGAGAGAGAGAGAGAGAGAAUGGAAAACAAAUGGUACUAUGAUCCUGGUAUCAUGAAUAUCAACUAUUAUUUCUGAAAUUUUAAAUAACAUCUUUCUUAUUAGAAAAAGUUCGUCGAAGUUCUUCUUUAUUUAUUUAUUUAUUUAUUUAUUUCUUUUUUUUAAUAAAUUGUCAGUAAGUUCGUGAACCAUGAACGACGUUCAACGAUUAUCAUCGAUCAAAACGACGUCGAAAUUCAUCGACGUCGUCGUCGUCAUCGUCGUCGUCGUCGUCGUCGUCGAAGAAUUGAAUAAUGAGCAUUUAACACGCUCAUUGGCCAUGAAGGUGAAGAGAUCGUCGGGAUGCUGCACGCUGUUAUGCUAGGGAGUGGACCGGGACGCGGUAGACGCGAGUGGUAUCCUGGAUUUUAUCUCCAAAGUCGUCGACUUGGCCGCAGGAUGAAUCGUGGCGAACAGGAAACUCUUUUUCGGCAGAGUCGACAAUUGACUCGCAUUGUACCAUCGCACGAGGACCUUGUUCUUAGCGUCCUCAAGGCACCGAUAAGUCAACAACAACAACAACAACAACAACAACAACAACAACAACAACAACAACAACAACAACAUAGACAACAUUAUCGAUAUCACCAACAUCAAACGCAUUCGCAGGAACAUCAUUUCAACUGCCAAGCACAUUCGGGUCAUAGAAGGUGCAAUCAUUCAGGUGACGCGUACAACGAGAGUCUUCCACGAAGCAAGGACCAAUGCUCUAGGCUCACGGAUAAAAGAUGCAGUAGUAGCAGUUUGGCGGUAUAUGCUGCCCUUCAAGGUAGCGAGGAUGAGCUCGCUGAGAUUGAACAUUGUCUUGAGUCGGAGGACGCGGCCUUGAAAACAGCAGAAAGCGAGACAGAGGACACCGAGGACAACGGUGCACCGAUGGAAGAGCCACCCCCCUCGCCUACACGAAGAUUCACAUUUUUACGUCGUUUCCGUUCGCCACGUUUUGGCGAGGCGCAUCAUAAACGAGUUCCAACGCCUAUGAAGAGAAAACAUAGAAGAAAGAAAACCAAAGACGACAUUAUAGAGAACGAAGUGAAUGGUGCCGAGGAAGAACCACCUAGUCCUGAUCAAACUGGUGUACCUGAUCCUUACUAUCCCAUUUAUUUACCUAUCGAUCAGGCCUUCAAAGCAAAAUACGUGUUCCAUCAUAAGAAGGGGAAGACUUUUCAAGAGAGACUUUAUGUUUUCCUUGAACAUCCCGGUGGAUGGCUCUGCUUCGUCUAUCAUUUCACUGUGUUCAUGGUGGUAUUGGUGUGCCUCAUAUUUAGUGUAUUGUCAACGAUAGAUCAAUACAGUAACUUCGCGAACGAAACUUUGUUUUGGAUGGAAAUAUGUUUGGUGGUGUUCUUUGGUGUGGAAUACUUGGUCCGUCUAUGGAGUGCGGGUUGCAGAUCAAAAUACAUGGGAUGCUGCGGGCGGUUGCGAUUCAUACGAAAGCCGAUUUGUAUUAUAGAUUUAAUCGUUGUGGUGGCAUCCAUGGUGGUUCUUUCGGUGGGCAGCAACGGUCAGGUUUUCGCAACUUCCGCCAUAAGGGGAAUAAGAUUUUUGCAAAUAUUGCGAAUGCUUCAUGUCGAUCGUCAAGGUGGCACGUGGCGACUUCUCGGAUCAGUUGUCUUUAUUCAUCGUCAAGAGCUGAUCACGACGCUAUACAUCGGGUUCCUAGGUCUUAUUUUCAGCAGUUACUUCGUGUACCUUGCCGAAAAAGAUGCUGUCGGGCCCGAUGGAAAGACAGACUUUUCUAGUUACGCUGAUGCACUUUGGUGGGGUGUGAUCACCGUAACCACGAUCGGUUAUGGUGAUACUGUCCCACAAACCUGGAUGGGAAAAAUCGUGGCAUCGUGUUUCAGCGUGUUCGCCAUAUCCUUCUUCGCACUUCCAGCCGGUAUACUUGGCUCCGGCUUCGCAUUGAAAGUUCAACAAAAACAACGGCAGAAACACUUCAAUCGACAGAUACCGGCCGCGGCUAUGUUAAUACAGUGUCUGUGGAGGUGUUAUGCCGCCGAUAAAGCAAUAAACAGUGUCGCUACGUGGAACAUUUAUAUAAAGGAUCCAACGCCAGCGGGACAACCAUCGACGCCAUUGGGAAAGUUGAUUUGUGUAAAGAAGAUGGUGGCAAAGAAGGCGAGCGUACUGAAGAGACGGAAAUCUCGUAACCGGAUGGAUGUCCAGCAACAGCAACAGCAAUCUUUACCACCAGUAACGAUAUCCGGUAGUAUAUCGGCCAGUGGCGGUGGUGCUGCUGCAUCUCAAACCGAUAAUCAGCGUCUCGAGAACGAGGGAGAUGUUGUAUUUUAUAUGGAGGAACCUAAAGCGGGUACUCCUAAUCGUGCCAGGCGUGACAAUCGCGUGUUUCCGAUUGGCAGGGGGAGCCUCUUUACUUCCCAGACAAGUUCGGUGACUGAGGCCACCAGCGAUGAAAUUGACAUUGACAUCGAGGAACCGCAAAGGGUCACAACGCUCACCGAGGCGCAUAGGAAUGCCAUAAGAGCGAUCAGAAAGAUCAAGUAUUUCGUCGCCCGACGAAAAUUUCAGCAAGCGCGAAAGCCUUAUGACGUACGAGACGUCAUUGAGCAAUACAGUCAAGGUCAUCUCAACAUGAUGGUGCGAAUUAAGGAGUUACAGAGGAGAUUGGAUCAGACCCUGGGUAAGCCAGGCAGCUACCUGGCAGGCAUCGACCGGGCUGGCAACGUGAAACCCAUGACGAUCGGCGCGCGCCUUUAUCGAGUCGAGCAGCAGCUGUCGGUGAUGGAUAAAAAAUUGGACCAACUGGUAUACGUGCUGAAUGCGGUGGCUCAGAAACAGCAGAUCCCCCUGAGGAGUAUUGAAGACGAUGUGUAACAGAAAGCCCCCGGCGAAUUCGUGCCACCCUUUUUGCGGGUAUCGAUGACGAGCCCAUGGAUAUUGCCACGAGUGACCAUAACCAAUGUUGUACCUAACAUGCUUAGCAAGAGCAGCUGACUCGGCAUUAUUCCGAUAUACGUCCGUUACUGGGACCUUUCUCUCGACUCGUGUGUAUAUAUAUAUAUAUAUAUAUAUAUACACGAAUAAAUAAAUAAAUAUAUAUAUAUAUAUAUAUAUAUAUAUAUAUAUCUUAUUUCCGUUCUACUUCCUUUCACAAAGAAAUCAAAUUGAUCGGAGAAAGGAAAAGAAGAAAGAAGAACCAGCUCGUCGAUUUUCAUCCUUCUCUGAAAAUUAAGUCUUUGUUUCAUUAAACUUACGAGACGAAGGUAUGAAAAAAAAAAAAAAA